UAAUUGAUUGUUAUCCAGUCGCAGUAGUUCACAAAAGUAAGUACGCUUGCUAUAGAGUGCGCCAUCACUGUUAUUUUGUUUUUCAGGUCCUGAAGUACCGCAUUCUGUGUCGGCGUCGAAAAAUCGGCUUUUUAUUAUUAUUAAUCAGGAGAAUUUUUAUUCAGCUUGAGUCAUGAUGGAUAUACGACCAAAUCAUACCAUAUACAUAAAUAAUCUGAAUGAAAAGAUUAAAAAGGAAGAGCUUAAAAAGUCGUUGUACGCUAUAUUCUCGCAGUUCGGACAAAUUCUAGACAUCGUUGCAAUGAAAACGUUGAAGAUGCGGGGCCAGGCUUUUGUUAUUUUCAAAGAGAUUGCUAGUGCUACUAAUGCCCUACGUUCAAUGCAUGGCUUUCCAUUCUACGACAAGCCAAUGCGAAUCCAGUACAGCAAGGUGGACAGCGACGUGAUCGCGAAGAUGAAGGGCACUUUUGCGGAGCGGCCGAAGAAGGCGUCGCGGAAGGCGGCAGCGGCCGCGGCGGCGGCAGGAGGGGCAGCUGCGGCGGCGGCCCUCGAGGAGCUGGCGGCCGAAUCGAAGAAGUCGAAGCGGAAGGCCGCCAAGGAACAAGCGCGCAUCUACCAGCAGCAACAGCAGCAGCAGAGUAUGCAGCAGAUGGCGUCGGCGGCUCCACCCAUGAUGGCUGUUGGAGGACCGACUACCGUACCCGAGCAGCCGCCGAACCAGAUUCUGUUCUUGACCAAUCUACCUGACGAGACCAAUGAAAUGGUUAUCCAAAUGCUAUUUAAUGGGAAUUCUUCUAGAAAUUCAAAACAAUUCCCUGGCUUCAAGGAGGUGAGACUGGUUCCCAACCGCCAUGACAUCGCGUUCGUCGAAUUCGAAACUGAAAUGCAGUCGGGUGCAGCCAAGAUUGCUUUGAACGGAUUCAAGAUCACGCCGUCGCAUGCUAUGAAGAUAACAUUCGCCAAGAAAUGAUUUUAUUAUAAGUGAUACGUGUAACAAGUCAAGAACUAUAAAGUAUUCCAUAAUUUAUGCAAUAUGUUUUUAAGGAAGUGUAGCGUUCAGUUUAUAAAUAAUUUUCAACGAUAA
Molecule: messenger RNA, 1084 nt
Organism: Nilaparvata lugens (brown planthopper)
Lineage: Eukaryota; Metazoa; Arthropoda; Insecta; Hemiptera; Delphacidae
Gene: snf
Product: U1 small nuclear ribonucleoprotein A
Exons: 6
Coding region: 173-970 (265 amino acids)
Biological process (GO): mRNA splicing, via spliceosome
Cellular component (GO): U1 snRNP
Molecular function (GO): U1 snRNA binding
Source: RefSeq, a predicted model, not a curated record